Messenger RNA from Trematomus bernacchii (emerald rockcod), 1503 nucleotides. Its product is annotated as amphoterin-induced protein 2-like. The coding region runs from base 1 to 1503 and encodes 500 amino acids. The transcript has a single exon. Gene Ontology annotation, cellular component: plasma membrane. Gene Ontology annotation, molecular function: protein binding. The record is from RefSeq and is a predicted model, not a curated record. Lineage: Eukaryota; Metazoa; Chordata; Actinopteri; Perciformes; Nototheniidae.
AUGCGUCCCACUGCCUCACAGCUUUUAGGGAAGACCAGUGUUAGAGGCAACCGCUGGAACCGGGCCACUGCAGCCUUGAUGCUCUCUCUGUGUCUUGGCUUUCCUCCCUCUGUGGCCAUGUGCCCACCCUACUGCCUUUGUGCCAGUGAUAUCAUUUCCUGCAGCGGGCGCAAUCUGUCUGUGCUACCCUCUGAUCUCCCAAGCUAUGCCACACGGUUGGACCUGAGCCACAAUGCCCUCACUGCCCUGCCUGUGGACUGGACUUCCGGACCGUUUGACCGGCUUGCUACACUGAUUCUCAGCCGAAACUCCAUUAGCCAAAUUGAGGGAAAUGCCUUCACUGUGGCGCCGUAUCUCAUCCACCUGGACAUCUCUUCCAACCAACUAACAGUGCUGAACUCGUCCAUCUUCUCGGGGUUGAAGGAACUGAAAGAGCUGCUGUUGUUUGGCAACCAGAUCUCCCAGAUUAAUCCCGGUGCCUUCAGUGAUCUUUACAGCCUGCAGAGGCUCUACCUCUCCGGGAACAGACUGAACGCUUUCCCCUUGGGGCUUUAUUGGGAACCUGGGGGGCCUCGUAAUCUGACCUUUCUUGAUCUUUCAAACAACAUGCUUUCCAAGGUUCCCGUCCAGAGAUUGCUGUCUCUACCCCUGCAAGGUGGAAAUUAUUUACAGGAAAAUCCUUUGGUCUGUGACUGUGCUUUACUCGCUUUGCUGGAGUACUGGAUGUGGAGACAGUAUCGCCCCCUGAUAGUCUUCCGCGGUGAAUACCCAUGUAUAGACGAUUCAGGACCUGAAUGUAGCCAGCAAGUAGUUUCAGAUAUGCCAGUUGAGGCAAACACGUACCAAGUAGAUCCCGGUAAAUGGCUAAGUGUGCCAUGUCCAGGGUUGACUUCCCCAACUCAGGACGUGUUCUGGGUUACCCCAAAGACUGUGCUGAAAUCAUCAACCAACGAUACCAGUGCUCGCCUAAUAGUCUCCCCCAAUGGCACCCUUGAAAUCCAAGAAGCCCUGAUGGAGGAUUCUGGUGUGUAUGUGUGCGUGGCAGCUCGAGGGCGUCACUUUGGCCCCAAAGAGUCUCCUGAGGUGAAUGUUGUGGUUGGAAACCAAAGCACGGCCUCCACAAGCGGGUUAACGCGCCGUAAAGGGGCCGAACAUUUCAAUACUGCAUUCACAACCCUGGCUUCCUGCGUGGUCAGCAUCAUUCUGGUGCUGCUCUACCUCUACCUCACUCCCUGUCGAUGCCAGGAAAACCGGGGUGGGGCAUCGGGAGGGUGCGGAGGACGAGCAUUUGUCCUCUGUGCAGACCCCAGAGAGGUAGAAUCAGGACAGCGGCGGUCAAACGGAAAGAGAGUGGCUUUCUUAGAGCCUCAGUUAGAGGACUCUGAUGUUGAUGGUCUAAAAACAACAGCCAUUAAUUUGGGUCAUGUUACCAUUGAGGGAAUUCUCAAGAAUGGAAGUAGGACAGUGGGACAGACCCUCACAGACCCUACUCAAAUGGCAUAG